AUGAGGUUCACGUCAACGACGUGCGGCCUCGGUGCCCUUCUCACCCUUCUCGUUCCAGCUCUAGCGGACGAAUCUGCGCGCAUCAUCACUUUCCUCACCCGAAAGGCUGGAAUGACGGAGCAAGAGUUCCACGAUCACUGGACGAACACGCAUGGCCCCCUCGUCGUGCCAUGGGCUCUCCAGUACGGCGUCAAUCGGUACACUCAGUACCACACCACCGAGGCAAAUCGCACGACCCUUCAGAAAGCUCUAAGGCUGCCGGACGAAUACCUCUUACAAUACGACGGAGCGGCCGACUUCACCGUAUCGAGCAUCGAGCAGUUCUUGUCCGCUUAUGCGGACCCUUACUACAAACAGGUCAUUGAGCCCGACGAGAAGUCAUUGUUUGCUCAUAGUGGAGAUGUGAUGGUAGUUCGGGGCUCGCUGGGAUGGACUACAGACAUUAUUGAAAAUGGCGGAGCUGUGGUGGAUGUCGCGGGUGGUUGUAGCAAGUGGCGAGAAAUUCAUGGAAGUGCGAGAAGGGGGUGUUGA
Messenger RNA from Colletotrichum abscissum, 531 nucleotides. RefSeq lists its product as uncharacterized. The coding region runs from base 1 to 531 and encodes 176 amino acids. Lineage: Eukaryota; Fungi; Ascomycota; Sordariomycetes; Glomerellales; Glomerellaceae. Gene Ontology annotation, molecular function: oxidoreductase activity. The record is from RefSeq and is a predicted model, not a curated record. The transcript is spliced from 2 exons.